Cydia splendana is the source of this 916-nucleotide messenger RNA. RefSeq lists its product as uncharacterized. NCBI's taxonomy places the organism in Eukaryota, Metazoa, Arthropoda, Insecta, Lepidoptera, Tortricidae. The record is from RefSeq and is a predicted model, not a curated record. The coding region runs from base 86 to 610 and encodes 174 amino acids. The transcript has 4 exons.
GUCAAAAUGACAUUACAUCAAUAAUGCAUUUUCAAAGUGCAAUAUUAUUACAAAAUUAAUUCAAUGUGCGAAUUUGCUAAACAAAAUGAUUACGUUGCCAAAAACCAAGAGGGAUCCGAAAAAGGUCGAGGGUUUUUGCAAGUGCCGCCCUAUAUGCAAGAGUAGAAGACGAGAAUGGAAGGGUCAAGUCCAGUUGACUUCGGAAGAACUUCUCUUGGAGAGGAAGCCGAUUCCUGAUUGCUUCCGGCGACGUCCUAGAGAAGUGUUCCCUAACGGCCCGUGCCCCCUCCUCGGUCGAAGCAAACAGCUCAAUAUUAAGGAGCGCUAUGCAGAACGCAAACCCCAUGUCGUGCGCAUCUGCCAGGCCCCAUUGGACGUCGCUGUGGAGACGCCUUAUCUGGACUUUGUCGCGCAAGCUAUUAAACUUGGAGCCCUGCCAUUGAUAGGUAAAACGUGUUGCGCGUUCUGUAACUGCGGAGCUUGCUGUGACUGCAGCGGCUCAAACUAUGAACCGAAAGACGCGGAACGCGCUGCUCUGCGCCGCGCACACAUGCGCGAGUUCGAUCGUCGCCUAUGUGGGCUGCAAGAGUCGCGCAUCAUGUAUGACUGAUGGACGUACAAAGCGGGAUUUUUCUUACGCAUCUUUCUAUGAUAACCAAUAAGGCUGUCAUAUAUUUAAUUGCUGCCGAAUAUGGGUGCUUAUUAGCCAAUAAGCAAUCGAAAACUUCAAUCGAAACUUAUAUGUAGGUUACAUGCACCUAUGGAAAGGAUCAUGUAAUUUUUCUUCGCGUCUGUACGAUAUAAGUAUCUAAACAAUUGCAAUCUUGGUUACAGCCCUGGUAGCAUGGAAAAAUGCGGUGACAUUAAAGAACCUGUGUAAAUAAAUUGUUAACCUGUGUUAAAAAAUAAAAACUUA